Messenger RNA from Arabis nemorensis, 1266 nucleotides. Lineage: Eukaryota; Viridiplantae; Streptophyta; Magnoliopsida; Brassicales; Brassicaceae. The record is from the annotation of a GenBank genome assembly.
AUGAGAGGAUUGGUGAACAAGCUCGUCUCGAGAUCUCUCUCCGUCGCCGGUAAAUGGCAGCAGCAACAGCUUCGCCGUCUCAACAUCCACGAAUAUCAGGGUGCUGAGUUGAUGGGGAAAUAUGGAGUUAAUGUGCCUAAAGGAGUCGCUGUUUCUUCGUUGGAUGAAGUUAAAAAAGCUAUCCAAGACGUUUUCCCUAAUGAAAGCGAGUUGGUUGUUAAGAGCCAGAUUUUGGCUGGUGGAAGAGGUCUUGGAACAUUCAAGAGUGGUCUUAAGGGUGGUGUUCACAUUGUUAAACGUGAUCAGGCUGAAGAUAUUGCUGGAAAGAUGUUAGGACAAGUACUUGUCACCAAACAAACUGGUCCUCAGGGCAAAGUAGUUAGCAAGGUUUACUUGUGUGAGAAAUUGUCACUCGUCAAUGAGAUGUACUUUUCCAUAAUUCUGGACCGUAAAUCUGCUGGACCGUUGAUAAUUGCAUGCAAAAAGGGUGGUACCAGCAUUGAAGAUCUUGCUGAGAAGUUUCCUGACAUGAUUAUUAAGGUACCGAUUGAUGUAUUUGCAGGGAUUACUGACGAAGAUGCUGCCAAGGUUGUUGAUGGUCUUGCUCCCAAAGCUGCUGACAGAAAAGAUUCCAUUGAACAAGUGAAGAAGCUAUAUGAACUCUUCCGCAAGACUGACUGCACAAUGUUGGAAAUCAACCCCCUCGCGGAGACAUCCGCUAAUCAAUUGGUAGCUGCUGAUGCCAAAUUGAACUUCGAUGAUAACGCUGCUUUCCGACAGAAAGAGGUUUUCGCCCUUCGUGAUCCAACACAGGAAGAUCCACGAGAGGUGGCUGCUGCAAAAGUUGACCUGAACUACAUCGGUUUAGAUGGAGAGAUUGGUUGCAUGGUGAAUGGUGCUGGACUGGCCAUGGCAACCAUGGACAUCAUUAAAUUGCAUGGUGGUACUCCUGCCAAUUUCCUUGAUGUUGGUGGAAACGCUUCUGAACACCAGGUGGUGGAGGCGUUUAAGAUUCUGACAUCUGACGAGAAAGUGAAAGCAAUCUUGGUGAACAUAUUCGGCGGUAUAAUGAAAUGUGACGUGAUUGCUAGUGGAAUUGUGAAUGCUGCAAAAGAGGUGUCACUGAAAGUUCCAGUGAUAGUUCGUCUAGAAGGUACAAAUGUCGAACAGGGAAAGAGAAUCCUCAAGGAAAGUGGAAUGAAACUCAUAACAGCUGAUGAUUUGGAUGAUGCAGCCGAGAAAGCGGUAAAAGCAUUAGCUAAUUAA